Molecule: messenger RNA, 1556 nt
Organism: Phytophthora nicotianae INRA-310
Lineage: Eukaryota; Oomycota; Peronosporomycetes; Peronosporales; Peronosporaceae
Exons: 4
Coding region: 157-1194 (345 amino acids)
Biological process (GO): ubiquitin-dependent protein catabolic process
Cellular component (GO): cytoplasm
Molecular function (GO): ubiquitin protein ligase activity
Source: RefSeq, a predicted model, not a curated record
AGUUAAAUUACCACAUUCAGAUGAGCCAUCAGCAGCAUGGAGUAUUUUUCUUCAUUCAAGCAGAAGAAAUAACGGGAGAAGACGCUCGCGUCUAGUCGCUGGUAUUGAGAGAUCCACACCUUGCAGUUAGAUCCAUAUCUUCUCUCCAGCCCCAACAUGUUCCUCCGAUCGCUGUACGGCUCGCGCAUGCCCCAAACGCUCCACCCGCGCGUGGACCCACAAGCCUCCAGCUACUGGGAAGAAGAUACUGCCAGCUCUCAGGAAAUUGCGCGUGCCAUGGAGGAAGCGGACACGUCGGACGUCGAGCCCGAGGACGAGGGCAAGAAGAAGAACAGCGUGCUAGCUGCUGCUCUGGCUGGAGAUGAGCACGCGAGUCGCCGCCUCUCGAUCCCGACGCUGUCGUCGCAGUUGGCAGCUCUGCUAGGACCUGACGGCAUGGCAUUAGACGAUAUGGACAACCUGCGUGUGGAGGACAUGGACUCUCCUGUGAACGCGCAACUGUCGCCUGCUGGCCUCAUUUCGAUCGCUGCCGCAGACAUCGACGAGGCUAAUAACAAUUCGCAGAACAUGCCGCCAGUCAACGGAGAGCUGGACUUGGCCUUCAUCCGCUCGCUUCGUCAAGCGUCAACUGAGGCGGAUACGGAGACACAACCUUCGCUUGUGGUGAAUGCAGCACUUCGUCAACUGCUGGGGUCUCUCCCUACUUCCAGAGGAUCAGUUUGUGAGGAGCCGGCAGUGGAUGUUGACGCUGUGGAGAGUGACAACAAACUCUUCUCACUGGUGCGGCGCCACCUCAACUUGCUCGGAACCACUUCAACUUCAGCUACGGACGAGGCUGUAGAUAAUGCCGCGGAGGGCCAGAGCAAACUGCGCUUCCUGUCACUGCUACGGCGCAUCAACGAGCUACGCUCGCAGCAAGUUGAUACUGAGAGCUGGGAUGGCCUCCCAUACCCGCAGAUCAUUGCGCUUCCGACGUUCAAGUACCAAAUCCGCGAACACGUCGAGGAAAACCACGCGGAAGAGGACAGCGAGGUUAACAACACGGUGUGUGCAGUGUGCUGUGAUGAGUUCGAAGCGGAGGAAGAAGUGCGCGCACUUCCGUGUCUGCACUUCUACCACCGCGAGUGCAUCGACCAGUGGCUCAUGUGUCACCGCCAAUGCCCGAUCUGCAAGCACGUCGUUGCCGUCUAUUAGGCAUUGGACAAAUUGGGAGCUUUCGCAUACGAAAGCUAGGAAUGUAAUCUCAUUGUAUAACAGAAAAAAGUUAUGGGGGCAAGGCAUUUGCAUGUAUUCAUCGCCUACAGUCUCCUCUGCCUCCAGCGCAUCAAGUACAAAUACGCACACUCUUUAUUCUCGGUCCUUCUCUGCGCUUAGUGAUCCAAGAUGCGCAGAUUGCCAGUCACCACCUUGUUUUCUAGCACCGUUCCGUCCGGCAGAUCAAUGUGAGCACCUUCAUUCGCUACAAGAAUCACCGUUCCCUACAACGUACAGCAUACCAUGAUGAGCAUUAAUUCUAUAGCAAUCCACAGGUUGAAUGGAACUUACCUUGAGUGUGA